Messenger RNA from Lineus longissimus, 6617 nucleotides. Its product is annotated as katanin-interacting protein-like. The transcript has 35 exons. The record is from RefSeq and is a predicted model, not a curated record. Lineage: Eukaryota; Metazoa; Nemertea; Pilidiophora; Heteronemertea; Lineidae. The coding region runs from base 94 to 5379 and encodes 1761 amino acids.
GCCAAAUUUUUGUCCAAGAAAUUAUUCAUAGUUUACAUUGGAAACCAAUCGAAUAGGUCAUCAAAAUGCACUAAAGCUGGUGUAAUUUUCAAAAUGGAUAGAAACAGAAAACAGUGGGGUAAGGGUUCCCCAGCACUGAAUGUACCUGCCGCUGGUGAGGAGAGGCCUAAAGAAGAGGUGACAGAAAAGCAUGAUGAGUAUCUGAUUCUGCUUCAAGAACGCAACAGGUUAAUGAAGCGACUUAAGAAGAAGGAUCCCAGGCAGAUGGAGAUAGAAAGAAAAGAGCAAGGUUUCUCUCUUUAUGUGAAUGGAGCAAACACUGAGUCAGAUGUGUUAAUGGCAAGGAAGGCUACAUGUAAGCCGUCUGCUAAUGGUCCCAAGACGAUGAAGAAGGGCGCCAUCACCCACCGAGAUUUGAUCAAAGCUCAGCAGGAACAUUAUGAGAAGACAAGAUCGAAGACGGCUCCUGUGAAAACCCAGAGAAAGAACUGGUUGGCGUCGUCGGUGCAAGUGAAGACAAACGAUGGUAACAGGGUCAAGAUAAAGGCACCAGAAAUACUUACAGGAAAUUACAGUGAGGACUUUGAACCUUACGUGAGUGAAAGUUACCAGGACGAUGGGUCGGAUUCUGAGGAGGAGGAUAGCGACGAGGAAAGGGCACAGGUUUACAGGAAGAUGACACGAGUCCUUGAAGGAGAUCUAUCAGUGGACAGUCUGGAGGUGGAUGCGUCUCGGCAUGUCCGAGGCAGCACCAGGAGUGAUCAGCUGAUGCUAAGUCUCGAUGAUGUGAAGAAACUCCGUAGAAGUUUAGUAAUGAAUGCCAGUAUUCAACAGAGCAUAGCUGAAGAAGUAGAAGGAGGUGAAUCAAGUGAUAGUGAUGCAGCCAGCCCGAUCCCUGAAGAAGAUGAAGACGAUAUUGAGGAAGAAAUCCAAGAGUCGUUAGAUAUUGAAAUGAAAGGCAACAAACACGGAGCUUGGAAGCCUGGAGAUAUGAUUGUGUUGGAGUUUGCCCCAAAACCUAAGAAUGUUGGCAAAAAUCUGUCUGUAGCCCGUAAGUCUAACAGUGAAGUCUAUGAACCAUUACGGGGGAACCAACAGAAGUACCCAUCAACUGCAAAUCCCACCAAGUCUAAAGACAUCAUUCUGCAAGCUGAACCUUCUAAUAAGAAAUCAAGUCGUCCAUUGUCAGCCAAUCGAAAGUCUACCAAGGAUAUGACCAUGGACAGUACAGCUGAUGUUAGUGGUGUCCUCGCUGCGAUGAGGGCUGAAAAUGAGAAAAUUGAAAAGGAAAAACUUGCGGAGAAGAAAGAGCCGAGGCCGAAACAGAAGAGUUCACACGGGAAACCGAACAGUCCAAGGGUUCUGACUCCCCUCCGUUCCUCCUGUGAUCGCCCGCCGUCAUCAACGUCUGUGAUACCCGAGCCACACAGCAAGAGUUUCUCUGCCGGCAUUGGAACUGGUUCUUCUGAUACAGUACUCACGGAAAAUAAUCUUGCCACAGUCUUGGAUAGGGUGUUAGAAAUGGAUUCGAAACAACAAAAGAAGUUAUUGCGUGUCCUUUCAAAGAUUGAAGCCGCCUCCAAUAUCUCCCUGAAGAGUGUUGAAAAAGGUCCAAUGAGGGCUGUCCAUGGUCUCCCGACUCGGCCAGACAUUAAAGCCAUGAAACAGUCUCAGUCUGAUGACGUAGAGAUGAUCGAAGUUCAUAUGGAAGUCGUAUCAAACUGGGGUCACCCAAGCAGAGUCGGCUUGACAGAGAUCCAGUUCUUUGACAUGGAGAACAAACGCCUGGAGGUCGACCCAAAUGAUGUCAACAUCUAUGGCGCUGACGAUGUCAAGGGAAUCAUUGCUAACGUACUGAAUGGAAAAUUCAAGACAACCAAAGAGCGUAAUAUGUGGUCUUGCUCCCAAGGAGGUGACAAAGCAGUAGAGCUUUCCUUCGUCCUCCACAGACCAUCUACAGCAACACAGGCAUUUGGAAUAUCAAAAAUCAAAAUAUGGAAUUAUAACAAAAGUUUAAAUGAUUUGGGCAUUGGAAUGAAAGAUGUGAGGAUCUUCAUCGGAGGUGAACUGGUGUACCAGGGUGAAAUAGACAAGGGCUGUGGGAAUCAAGUUUUUGAUUAUAACAAGUCUGUGGUCAUUCAUAACGUGGACGCCCAGGGCGACUCAACCCCACGAUCAAACCCCUCCCCUGAUGCCAGGCGAACUCCAUCACCAAAGACAAUCACCCGCAGUCCUACUGGGACUCCUACCUCUUAUAUCCCUGGGAGCUUUAACCCAAAAUUUAUGCAGAAAUCACCUCGUACGAGUCCAGAACACCCAAGGAAAAGUACCAAUGAGAAAUUGCGUCGGUCUAGUCCGCCUCGAAAAAGCGAGAACAUCAGAAGAUCUGCUGAAAAGUCGAAUGCACUUUCUCCGAGGAUAUCUCAUGAACGUCUGAAAUCCCCAAGGAAAAGUGCAGACGACAGUAAAGAUAAACACACAAGGAGUACCACGAGGUGCAUUGACCGUAGUCCUGACCCAGGUAUCCAGAGACCAGUCAUUGCGACCUCACCUGAUGGAGAAUCAGAGGAGAUCAAGGCUAGAGUUACAGGUGAAGGGAAACGGGCUGGGACCCCCGGUAAAUCCAGUCGAAUGGCCGCUAACUUUGGAGCAAUGGAACCAGAUAAAGCCAAUACAGUCCAAGACCUAAAAUCCCCCAGAAUGUCCCAAGAGAAGAUUGUCCCAACGGUUGCAGCGAGUAUGGAUGAUGUGUCGUUAUUGCAACAGUUAAAGCAAGUGAAUGAGCCGAGCAGAUCAAAUAGUCGAGCCAAAAGUCGUCCAAAAUCUGAGACCCCAAGAUGGCUUCAGAAAGAAGAAGAGGAACCUUUUCCACGUCCAGACUCGGGGAAGAAUGAAACUCUCUUGGAGAUGGGACACUGGCCUAAUCGAGGUCUUCCAGAGCUACCCACUGUUCUUGAUGACUCGAAACAAGACCUACCCCAAAGUCGGACUCCUACCACAGGGCGCAGAUCAAGUGCCAGGACUGUGAAAACACCAGAUCUUGUAGCAGACGACUCAGAGGAGCAGAAAUUUUUCCAAGAACAUCGUGCACAGCUUGAAGCGGACACCAGCCGGUGUGAUAGCCCCAUGACGAGGAUUGAAACAGCUAGGCAGAAGUGGAGGAAACAGCACAGUUUGAGUCUGGAAGAAUCGUGGACGUCAUUGAAUCUCUUUGAUAAGAACCAGAGGGGAAGAAUCUCAAUUGAUAUGCAAGGAGAUGCCUUGGAUAGUUACCUGCCAGCAGAUGUCAAGAAGGAGCGCAAGGAGUUGCCCAUUGUGGAGGACCUGGAGAACAGCUCAUCUGAAGAUGACGAGUUCAUCAUCCCAGAGCUUCCUUAUGGUAAAGAACUAGUGAUAGACAUCAGGUCCACUUGGGGAGACAAUCAUUACGUGGGCCUGACGGGCAUUGAGGUGUUCACCAAGGAUGGAGAGCCUGCAACAGUGGCUAAGAUCUCUGCUGACCCUGAAGAUAUCAAUGUACUGCCAGAAUAUGACAAAGAUCCUCGAGUUGUGACUAAUCUGAUCGAUGGCAUCAACCGCACGAGAGAUGACACGCACAUGUGGCUAGCACCGUACAACAAAGGAAAGAAACAUUCUGUGUUCAUCACGUUUGAAAAACCUUGCCGAGUGGCGAUGAUGAGAAUAUGGAAUUACAACAAAUCCAGAAUCCAUUCAUACAGAGGUGUGAAGGAUGUCUAUAUCUCACUGGAUGGAAAGUUCAUCUUCAAAGGAGAGAUUACUCGUGCAUGUGGCGGAGUCAUUGGUGGAACAGAGGCAUUUGGGGAUACGAUAUUGUUCUCAACCGAUGAAGAGAUCCUCGAUGCUGUAUCACAAUAUGAUGAGCAGUUUGAGGGAGAUGAAUUCAGCGACUCGAGUGAAGAAGAAGAGGAGGAACGGCCAACGACUGCUGACGACGGAGAGGGGGUCCGGCCAUUCACCUCAGCUGUUCGAAAAGUUAAAAACCAGGAACCGUUUAAGCCCGAGGUUGGGGAAUUCACUGAUAUACCUGAUGUUGAACCGCCUAUGGCCUCGCCAAGACGAGAGCAGUUGGUUCAGACAGCACAACAUGUAUCGCAAGAAGGAGAUGCACUGGUUUACGAGGGGCAAUAUGUUCAGCUUAAUUUCACUGCCACAUGGGGAGACAUUCACUACCUUGGCCUGACUGGUUUAGAAGUUGUCGGCCGAGACGGGGAAGCUCUCCCACUAGAUAUGAAAAUGAUUGAAGCCGACCCGAGAGAUUUGAGUGUUCUGCCCGGUUAUGACAGAGACGAUAGAACACUGGAUAAGGUAAUCGAUGGUGUGAAUGUAACAUUGUCUGAUGAGCAUAUGUGGUUGGUGCCUUUUACGGAAGGGGAGGAUCACACUCUGACGAUUACGUUUAGACAAUCAGUUGAGAUGACCGGAUUGCGAUUGUGGAAUUAUAACAAGAGUCCAGAGGACACUUACAGAGGAGCCAAGGUUGUCCAUGUGACAUUGGAUGGCAAGCUCCUCUCCCCAGCAGACGGAUACCUAAUCCGGAAGGGUCCAGGCAACUGUUACUUUGACUUCGCCCAAGAGAUCAGCUUUUCCCCACAAACUCAGACACAGAAUGUGCCUUACCAAAUCCAGCCGACUGUAAGCGGAAAGAACGUUGCAUUGGAGCUUGCGAGUCAGGACUACGAAUCUGUACAAAUGCCAUGUGGAUUUAUCUACCAGUUCCACCUGGUGUCAACGCAUGGCGAUCCAUACUAUGUUGGCCUAAAUGGUGUGGAGUUCUUUGAUGGGCAAGGAAACAAAAUAGAGCUUACAGAAAACCACAUAUCAGCCUACCCAGACAGUGUGAAUGUUUUAGAUGGCAUUACUAAUGAUAUCCGGACCCCGGAUAAGCUCAUCGAUGGCUUUAAUGACACCCCAGAUGGUACCCACAUGUGGUUAGCACCAGUACUGCCAAGUAUUAUGAAUCGAGUGUAUGUUAUAUUUGACCAGCCGAUGACAAUAUCAAUGAUCAAGUUAUGGAAUUACAGUAAGACAGCCAGCAGAGGUGUCAAGGAUUUUGGGCUGUAUGUUGACGACCUGCUGGUCUACAAUGGCACCUUAGAUCCAGUUCAGCCAGUAGCCAGAGGUAUCCUGCCAACCAUCAAUGCACCCCAGCCAUAUCACACGAUUGUCUUCACAAAUGAUAAAGCCAUACUACAGAAGGAGAGACACACAAUAAUCAGUAACCGUCCAGUUGAUCAAGAUGUCCAGCUAACCAAUGAUAAGACUGUCAUGACACAUUACUCAAAUCCAAAGAGCCAAACGAAGAAAAACGUUGAUCAAGCCCUCCGUCCAAAAACGAGCGUCCCGGCCAAAAAAAGAUGAUAAGUCUUCUUUACUGUCUGCUGGUUUCAACUGCAAGAGAUUAAAACCACUGUGAUAAUCAUGUCUUUAUACUUUGCCAAUACGUCCUGUCCCAUGAUGCAGAUGAUUAUCCAUAACCUGUGCAUGAUGUUGAUUACUCUCCUGACUCAGUGCGGGGAUGACUUCGAUCAUGGCGUCGAUAACUGUCAAUAUUUUUGCAGGAUGUCCUCACUUAUGGUUUAAGUGACUGUCCAUAAUCUGUGCUGGGCGUCCUCAGUCAUGUUGUAGAUAACUGUCCAUAUUCGGUACCAAGGUGUGUCGUUCCAUUGUAUAGGUGCCUUUCUGUAAUGUGUCCCAUAGCAUGCUUUAUCAUCUGAUGGGUCUUUUGCUGAGUAUUAGCACAGCACUUUGAAGUCAAAAUUUAUCAAGCACAAUCUGAUAUAUCACCGAUACCGUUCCGCCCUCCGAAUUUUGGCUGCUUAAAUCUAUUGCAAACAGAAUACAUGUAUGCAAAGAUGGUAGUAUUUUUCCUAAUUUCCGUCCACGUUUGUAUAAAGUACGUUUUAUAUCGGGUGUACUUAUUCAUUAAUGUGAAUGAGUGUCUCAAAAUUACUAUUUCUGUGACUAGGAUAUUUGAUUUUUCAUUUCAAGUGUAUUGUAUCACUAUAAUUGUAAGAUGUACUUCACAUGACUCAAACUACAGGAGAUAUUCUUGUAUGAUAUCGCUCAUUAGAAGAAUCUGUAUCUUCUGGUUUCUAAAUCUGGAAUACAUGUAGAUGCGAAAAAUCUUUUGAAGUUGUCCUCUCUAUACAUGUAUGUCUUAGUCUAAACGUACACUUUAGAUACGCAUCAAUGCUCAAUUAUGUCUUGCCUAGUGGGUUUGUACAGAGAUAAGAUGAGUGUGGCAUUAGCAAAAAGCCACCAUGGUGUGGAGAUUGAUAAAGCGCUGUCAGGGUUAAUCAAAAUGAAACGAAAGGCCAGGGAAGUUAGUCGUUGGAAAUUAGAAUACAGUGCCUGGACUGCUUACUUAUCUUGUUUAAAUUUAUGUCUCCAUACAUACAUCAUGAUUGCGCAAUGUGUAAAAUAUAAUGAUCUUUGUUAUCAUAUGGGCCUAACUGUCAGCAGAAGAUCAGAGAUACUGGUAUUUAAUGAUGCUUUGCCGAAGCAUGGACCUAUACCAUCGUGUUUGGUACCAAAACUGGGUGUUCAUUAGGCUGUAUGUGUUUUCAAGAAAAGACCGAUGUAUUUGUUAAAUUGAA